Molecule: messenger RNA, 992 nt
Organism: Panicum hallii
Lineage: Eukaryota; Viridiplantae; Streptophyta; Magnoliopsida; Poales; Poaceae
Product: probable WRKY transcription factor 3
Exons: 4
Coding region: 185-778 (197 amino acids)
Biological process (GO): regulation of DNA-templated transcription
Molecular function (GO): sequence-specific DNA binding; DNA-binding transcription factor activity
Source: RefSeq, a predicted model, not a curated record
GUAAUAUUUUGCUAUAAUGAAUACUAUGGUACCUGAGUUCGCACGUACUGUUUUUUUUUCAAUAUUUGGAUUGCAAGGUACAGUAUGAUGGUAGAUAACGCAAAUCCAUGCUAAGGCAGAUCUGGUAUAUUCCCCUAAAAAAAAGGUAGUCUACAGCUGCAACAGAGCACAGGACUAAGGGAAAAUGCAACGUCAUGAGAAGAUUGCUGCUCUGAAGCCUGUGGCGUCCAGGCCUUUCUCCAGCUUCAGGUCCUUUCCAAAGCUCCUUCAAGACUUCACUAGCACAGGUUCCCCACCCAUCACCGUCUUGGAGGAAGCAGUUCUAGUUAAGCCGAAGGCCACUCGGUUCCCAUCGCUACCAAGUGAACUUCCGACAGAAAUAACUGCAACCAUAGACGCUGGCUCAGAUACCACAUGUGAGGAAAUGGAGGUAGAUACAGAGCAGGAGAACUGCUGCGGCCAUCUAACAACAUGCCACACUGUCAAGAAGCCCACGGGCAGUCGUUUGUCAUUUGAUGGCUACAACUGGAGGAAAUACGGGCAAAAGAAGGUGAAAGGGAGCGAGUUCCCACGGAGCUACUACAAGUGCACGCAUCCAAGCUGCCCUGUGAAGAGGAAGGUGGAGACGACAAUAGACGGCCAGGUUGCUGAAAUCGUGUACAGCGGUGAGCACAGCCACCCCAAACCUCGUCCUCCCAGGACGCCAUUGUCGUCCCCAAGCACGGCAGAGGUUGUGGUCUGCGGCGUGCAUGGUACUGACGAUACCAUGCAGGAGUAGAAACAAAGAGAGCUGGGAGGAUUCAACCAGGCUCCUGAUACUUCUGAUAUCGGGAGGCAGUUGCGUUCCCUUGGAUUAAUUUGGAAACAAGAGUUGAGCUUGCUGGUUGUAAGAGAAAGGUCGUAUAUUUCUGCCGCUAAACAUUCUGCAGCUGAUGUACGAGAGUCUGCUACAGGGAUCGUGUGAUCACUGCCAAAUGUUAUCAUCCGAUUCC